CACGCGCUCUUCUUCAGCAGCUCGAGCGCCGCUGUGUUUAGAGGGAAAACACCGCAGGCCUGGACAAACUCCAGAAAAUAAAGAAAAAAAGAAAGACGGGGGAAAUGAAAAGAAAAAUCAGAAAUGUACUGCAGUAAAUGUUUUGGGUGCUGAUGGAUGCAGGAAUGGCAGAGCGAGCGUGUUUUUCGAGCCUGGUUAGUGAUCUGAUCCGGCACACAAAGUGGACUUUUGCUGGGCUUUAAAGUUUUGUGGAUGUUGAAUAUGCAAAAGGACUACCAACCAUCUCAAAAGAAGUUAUAUGACAAAGUUGGAUCUCUGGUAUUCUGAAUCCCAUCGACUCUUAUAUAUGUAUAUUUAUACAUAAUCGUAAAACUCAUCAUAAUCAUGCUGUGCAAAAAAUGGCUUCUCCUAGAUGUCCAAGCACAAACGUCCUAAAAACUGCUCGUACGUAUGAAACGAUGUUCCAUGGAAAGGAGCAGCUAAACAGCCACCUACAGACUCAUGACUCCAACAAGCAAGACCUGCAGUGUGAAGAGUGUGGCAAACACUACAACACUCGGCUGGGUCUGAGACGCCACGUGGCUACCCACGCCACGUCUGUGACCGGAGAUCUUACCUGCAAGGUGUGCCGUCAGGUUUUUGGAAGCAUGCCGACUCUUCUCGAGCACCUGAGCACUCAUACCGGCCGACCUCCACCAGGCGUAGCCGUGCGGGAGCGAAAGCACCAGUGUGAGCGCUGCGGCCGGCGCUUCUUCACUCGAAAAGAUGUGAGGCGUCACGCUGUGGUGCACACAGGCAGAAGGGACUUCCUGUGCCCUCGCUGUGCUCAGCGCUUCGGCCGACGUGACCACCUUACCCGCCACUUGAAGAAGAGUCAUGCCCAGGAGCUGGACGUCCUCACGUCUGCACCCUCCAGUGUGGUAAAGGAAGAACCAAGUCUGACCAUGUGCACCUCGGGAUCCCCUAAGGAUGCCUCGGAAGCCUUUUCGAUGGGUAUAUUCAACCCCCAAGGUCUGCAGAGUGCCUCUGCCUCCGGCGUCAGUCACCAUCACCCUGUGGUACCUGGGUCCCUAUCCAGCCCAAUGGGUGUGGGCUGCUAUUUUGAGCCAAGCAAGCACCAGCCCCACCAGUACCACGAGGCUCAGCGAUACCAGCCUGCCUCCGCUACCUCAUAUCUGAAAGCUGAGAUGGAGAACUUCCUGAAUGAGCUCCAGUGCGGCCCGAUGCCACCUCAGGCUACAGUUGCAACCUCUGCAUCCAGACCGAGCGACCUUCUUCCUGAUAGCCUGGGAGGUCCGAGUGCCCACUUCACCCUCAGGAACUCCUUCACCACUGCCGAGCCUUCGCCUACCGCUGCUAACGUGGACCUCUCACCACUGCUGGGCUUCCUGCCAUUUGGCCUCCCACCGUACAGUUCAGGGGGCCUUGUGAUGGGAUACUCUACCACUACCACAGAUUGCUCGCCGACUCCUACCUCUCAGCUCUCUGGGCCACUCGCCUCGUUUCAGCCACAGCCGCUGCACGAGCCUCAGGCCUUGGGGCAUUUAAAUCAGCCUCCUGGUUUCUCUCCUACUCUACCUCGAUUCCAUCAGGCCUUCCAACAGUGAUGUUUCUUUUAAACCUGAGUGACAAGUAUUCUUGCCAAAUGGCAUACACAUAAAUCGAAGCACUCAGUGGACUUGUUCGAUUGAAGGCUCUUACUUUACAGUUACUGCUCACUAAAUUCUGUAGAAUAAUAAUAAUUUCUGAGAAUUUGGGAUUGACUAGAGGUUGUUUUAGAGUAGUUUUGACUUCGUUUUUUGUUUUUUUUUUCUUAGUAGGUCAACAGUUUAUUUGGUUGUAGUGAUUUUACGGUGUUAUUUAGAUCGAUUUAGUAUUGAGAAGUCCGCAUUGAACUAAACUGAGGAAAUACAAUGCUGUGCAAAAACUCAGAGACCACCGUUUAUUCAACUUCCAGUCAAGAUGGCAGUUCAAUGAAAGUUCUUAAUUUCUCCACAUCAGUAAUGCAGGAAACGUGUAUUUAACUGGAAACUAAACAAAAGCCGUACAAAAGUACGUGAAUUUAUGUGUGCGUGGAUGUAUUCCUGCUUAACACACAGUGUUCCUCGGAUACUCUCCACUGCAAUUCACGCCAGAAGCCAACACAACUACGCUCUUUACAAUUUUAAAUCUAG
Molecule: messenger RNA, 2174 nt
Organism: Ictalurus furcatus (blue catfish)
Lineage: Eukaryota; Metazoa; Chordata; Actinopteri; Siluriformes; Ictaluridae
Gene: plagx
Product: pleiomorphic adenoma gene X
Exons: 2
Coding region: 399-1607 (402 amino acids)
Source: RefSeq, a predicted model, not a curated record